GCACGAUAGAUUUACCGUAAAAUUUUUAUCUAGUGCAUUUUGUCGGGUACGUUUGAUAUUUUGACGUCCGAGAGAAGCAAACCGGUUCGCCGUGUUCGCGAUUUGUCUCGAUUGCGUAAAUUUCGAUUUUCGUAAUUUUUACGAUCUUCGCAUGUAACAGUCGAAUCUUGAGUGACAUCGUGUGUGCGAUAUUGUGCAAUAAGAUUCCGUAGAAUUGUUAAAAGUUACUGUUUUUACUGUGGAGUUUUUUAAAACGUCUGGCUUAUGAGAGAAAUAUUGUUAAAUAUAAGAUUGCAUUACGAAUCGCACAAAAUGGAAAGCGGCCGGUGCGUUUGGUGAAACGCGCAUUUAAAGUGGACGCAUAUGCUUGACGCAACGCGAGGCGCGGGAAUUCGGCACACGUUACUACUUACGAGUGUGCACGGUGCACGGUAAUAGAAAGUGUUUCUUCAGCGCCACUGCGCUUUAGCGGUGUGAAGAUGUCCCGGCAAGUCCGGAAACUGAGCAAUUGUUAGCGGAUACACACCAUGACACGUCAAAUCCAUGCAUGAGACUACAAUCUGGCACGCGAUGUCAAGGUGACAUCUCGUCGUCAAGGCUGAUGUCUCAGGAUAAAUUUCCGAGAUUAGAUCGUAACACACAGAUCGGAGAAGCCUCAAGCGAUCUGAUUGCCGUGAUAGCGUCGCCUUCGAUUAUCGUAAACGAUAAUCAAGAUAAUGACGAUCCGCCGCCUUACACUGCAAUUCCGCCGCCUUACAGCGCAGUCACGCCGCCAAAUCACGUCGGCUGGCCAUAUGGACUUUUUUCAUUCAGCGAUUUGUACUCCCCGGAUAGGGAAACUUGCAGAGUGGAAAUUCCUUUGACACCUUUUCAAGCUUCCCUUCCAGCUACGGCUUUCCAUCUCGAGGAGAUUGACGGCCAGCACGCGUCACACCCGAUGCCCUUAACGCCUUACAGGUUCAAAUUCGAUUCCUACAUGCCGAGAGCAAAAUCGCUCUCAGACAAUGAGAUUGCGGAGAAAGUCGACGAUACGAAAUCACGAACAUUUUCGUCGUAUCUCCGUAGCAUCAAUUUGUAUAACUUCAAAAUGCAUACGACGAUGCGCGUAGAAGAAACAGAAACUGAACAACAAACUGUUAUUUUGUCUACGCUACUGCUUAUAUUAAAAUAUAAGUAGAUAUCUUUUGGAUUUUAAUUCUUGCACUGAUAAUAAACAAGAGGCAUAAUUUUUAAAUGAUGCUUUAACUUUAUCGUA
This is a messenger RNA of Linepithema humile (Argentine ant), 1255 nucleotides long. The record is from RefSeq and is a predicted model, not a curated record. Lineage: Eukaryota; Metazoa; Arthropoda; Insecta; Hymenoptera; Formicidae.